AGGCCGACGCCAAGCGAUCAUCUGAUUGUGAAGGAAGUUGUCAUCAUAUGUACAUCCGGUUGGAUAUCAACAAAGUCCUCCAUUAUUCUUCCGUCUCAAAAAUAAAUUCAAUCGGAAAACAUCUACUGUGAGAUGUGAACUUUUGGAUACACCAUAGGCUUAAUGAUAACAUUGGAACACAAUCGUUUAAAAGAAAUUUUUACUGAAGAGACACACACUCACAGACGAUGAGCUUCCUUUUUGGAAGUCGCAGUAACAAAACUUUCAAGCCAAAGAAAAAUAUCCCUGAGGGUACACAUCAAUAUGACUUGAUGAAACAUGCAGCAGUCACCUUAGGUAGUGGAAAUUUGAGACAGGCUGUGUCGUUACCUGAAGGAGAAGAUCUCAAUGAAUGGGUGGCCGUCAACACGGUUGACUUCUUCAACCAGAUCAACAUGCUGUAUGGAACCAUCACAGAGUUCUGUCUGGAGGAGACAUGCCCGGUAAUGUCAGCUGGACCUAAGUAUGAGUACCAUUGGGCUGAUGGGCAAACUAUCAAGAAGCCCAUCAAGUGCUCUGCCCCCAAAUAUAUUGAUUACCUCAUGACGUGGGUGCAGGAUCAGCUUGAUGAUGAGGCCUUAUUUCCUUCAAAGAUUGGUGUACCCUUUCCCAAAAAUUUUCUCUCCAUUGCCAAGACGAUUUUGAAGCGCCUUUUCCGAGUGUAUGCCCACAUUUAUCAUCAACACUUCAAGGAAGUAGUUCAGCUGAGUGAGGAGGCUCAUCUGAACACAAGCUUCAAACAUUUUAUUUUCUUUGUCCAAGAGUUCAACCUUAUUGACAGAAAAGAGCUGGCACCAUUACAAGAAUUGAUUGAUCGCCUUACUAGUAAAGACCGAUGAGUGUUCACAUGUAGCUUGUAUGUAGAAAUAGUAAUGUCGGCCUAGGAUUCAUGGAAAACUUGAAGCUUCCCUUGAUUGUUUUGUUACCCCAGCAAGUUUUAUUUCAUAUCAUAAGCUUCCUGAUUUGUUGUAUGUCUUAGCCUGGUUAAUGAAACGAAGAUUUUUCAUAAGCAAAUUAAGAUCUAUGUGCGUUGGACAUUCAUCAUCAAUAGCACCUAUUGCAAGACUUUAUUUGUGAUCAACACUUGCUUGAAAUAAUUUGGUAUUGCAAUAGGCACAAAUGAAUACUUUGUAAUAUUUUUUGUGAUUUUGGCUGAUUACAUUUUAUUUGUGCCUACUGCUGUGUGUAUCUGUUUGGAAAAUGAUUUGCACUAUUUGUGCAUAGUGUGUGCAAUUGAUUGUUGUUUUUAUUUUCUAUGUUUUACAAAUUAUAUCUUGUUUCCCAAAUUCCCUAUAAUUUGUAAUAAUGAUCUAUAUAUUUAUAUAUUAGUAGAAGGAUGUUAUUGGCACUGGGAACCAGCCAAAUUGUACAUCUACUGGCUUGAUCAUUGCAAAAGGGUCACAUUUGGUACUGGGGUCUUGAAGGAAAUGCAAAAAUUUCUCAAUUUUAAACUUUUUUCCCCCUUUAUAUUUGAAGUCCUCUACAGCAUUUAUUUUAUAUUUUCUUUACAUAGUUUCUUUUACCACUUUAUACAGAAUGGUGGUGCUAAAUGAUGAACAGAAAAAUUUUCCCUUUCCACCUAUCUUCCACCUGAGCAAAGCCGCGAACUCAACCUGUUGUAACAAUGCUAGUCUCUCUAUUUUCUUAUACUCUGUGAGAAAUUGAAUUUCUCGAUUGUGGAAAUUGUAUAUAUUUACCUUUGAACGGAUUUUUACAUGAAGUCAUUCUACCAUACCUUUAACCUGGAUAGAGGAUAAAGUGUGGCGUCUGAAAAGGUUUUAAAAAAUUUAUUAAAAACAUUUUUCUGUUAUUUUAAUUAAAUUUUUUAAAUUAAUUAAUUUAUUAUUAAUUUUGUAUACCAUACUCUUAUUUUUAACCACUGAUCUAUGUAGAGUGUAACUUUGAGUUUGCUUGUGAAGUUGUAUUAUGUGGAAUGAUGUAUGUUGCAAAUUCCAGUAUCUUUUGUGGACCAAGUAUUUUGUUACCCGUUAUCCAGUUUCACUGUUAAAAUAUGUAGAACUUCAAACCAGUGAUUGCACCCUUACAAAUUGAUUAGACAUGUAUUCUGCUGCAUGUGCCAUUGCAUACCAUUGUCAUAUCUGGUCAUCCCUCCUCUCCAUUCUUUGUUCUGUACAUUGCUUUGUGCAUAUGAUGUAAAAAAAUAGUCUUUCAUUGGGGAGGAAGGGUAGAUGGUCAUCUAUGAAGGAGGUUGAAGGUUCUGUUUAGGUCAAUACAAUUGACUCGUAACUGUACCAGUUUUCACCUAGUGAUGCACUUUAUCUUCAAUAAUUGUUGAAUGGCUUUGGCAAGUUUUGACUCUAGGGACAUCUGCAUUGUAGUCAAAACAGUGGACUCUAAAAGACCGGUUAAGUCUAUGGCUGAUGUCUCAAAAACACCUGUCAGUGAAGGAAUAUAUCCUUGUAAUGAAAUUCAGGGUCUGGUGAAUGGGAGAGUUAAGAGAGUUCAGUUGCCCUUUGUCGACAUGUUUUCAUUGUCAGCCUUGCUAGUAAAGUUGUAUGGCACAUUUUUGAUUGAUACAAGCUUUUAUUGUAGUUUUGGCAACUGUUCAGGUUUCCAAAGCAUAGCAUACUGCAUAAAAAGUGGCUACAGAAAUAGAUGUAUGUUUCCUCUUUCUUCAUAGAAGUGAUAGAAGUGGUAAGUUCCUUGUGGAUUUACUUCUUUUUUUUUUUUACUUAUACUAUUUGAAAUUUCAGUAGCGUGUAGAUAGAAAAAGACAAAUCACAUGACAGUUGUGAUAACACACACAUAUAUAUAUAUUCAACAUGUCAAUAUUUGUUAUGUGGAACUUGGGAUGUUAAUUCAGCUCAAGAAAGGGUACUCAAAAGCAAAUGUUGAUGUUGUAGGAAAAUCAUUCUAAAUAUGCUUGUACAGUAACCAUGCUCAUGUUUACCCUCAUACUAAUUUUGACUUUCGGCCCACAGGAGGAUUGCUUUUAUGAAUUAUGUGAGUGUGGUGAGCAACAUCUGCUUUAUAUACUGAGCCAUGAGCAGAAUGACUGCACAUUCUACUUGGCUUAUUAUUACAUUGUUUCUCUGAGAUGUUCUAGCCGCUCACUAUGUCCAGACGAAGAAAUCCAUGGAGCAGUUCUGUGUGUUAUUUUAGAAAUAGUGUUUUAACAUUUCAGUUGUUGCAUUUCUUUUGUUUGUGGAUAGUGUCAUAAUGAAUUAAUUUUUUUCCCUUUAGUAAUUAAGCACACCUUAAUGCCUACUUUACCCCUCUUUUCACAGGUAGUGCUGAAGUAAAUUAUAUUUUCCCUGUGGCUGUGGUGAUUUUACUGGAAUCCGUUCCUCCACAUUAAAAAAUAUUGUUUGCAUAAAAUAGGUAUAUUUCUUUCGUCACAAAAUGCAAAGAAAUGUAAUAUGUGUAAUAUACUGUACCAUUGCACUUGGUCAUUAGUGGAGAGCGCUCUGGUGUUUUGUAAAGACCCAAAUAAUAAAUACAUCUUUUUAGUGAUGUGACAAAUUGUGAUGAAACUGACUUUGGUAUUUAUUUCAGACUUACACGUAACUGCCUUUGAUCCUACUCUCAUUGUAUUGUCUGACAUCCUUUACAAGAGCACCCUUCAAUCUUAAUGCACUCGAAGUACAUGCUGUAUUUUUCUUGUCUGAAAUUUAUUAAGUUCCAGAAGCUAAAAAUAUCAAAUUAUUCUGACUAAAGUCAUAGCAGAAAGGCAGGUCUCUCAACUGACUAUAUAUAGGAAAUCACUGUCUUUGAACAUAGAAUAACAGUGAAUUAAGGGAGGAAAAGGUACCAGUGGCAAAACAAAAGUAUGUUAAUCACAUUACUUUUACAUGUAUCCUGUAAUGUAAGCCUUUAAAACAAAGUUGCCAAGAAAAAGUAGACGUACCCGUACUUGUUCUUUUCAUUUGUGACCUAUGACAUGCUCUACCAGGGUUGCGAUGUGUACUAAAAUGUCCGGGCACACACACAGACCUCAACAUUCCUAAAUCCUUAGUUCCUAGUGAAUAAGUUAUGGUGGAGUCAAAAUUGUGAAGUGCACUGCUGGCUGUGGUAAUGGUUGAAUCCUUUACUUUGUUGGAAAAAGGGGCUUAUUCAAUUCCUGUGCGACAAGGAAAUUUUGUCCAGUAUCACAGUCUUUCUUCUUGGACCCAUCCUGCACUGCCUGGGCCGGACUCGUAAAUCAUGAGAUUGUGGGUUUUAGGGUUUAAGGUUUGGCUUGGUCAAGUGUUUUGUUCUUGGGUAAGGCCCUGUACAUGAUUUCUUAUUUGGCUCAGUCCUUUCAGAGAUGGACGUUAAAUUCGGAGGUCCCGCCUCUUAAAUAACUUAACAAUAUUGGAUGGGGCAUUAAACAUAUACAAUUUUGUUGAUAAGAAUGUAAAACUUUUACUUCUUAUAUACGAUCGGUUUCCCAACAGUUCAGUUCUCUGCGCUUGUGCCUCAAUGUUACAAAACGUGGGUUAGCAGAUCAACUUGGACACUUUAUUUGUUAAAUUUUAGCUCCACUGUUUAUUCCUCUGCAGUUCUGUUUUCUGGUUCACAAAUCCUUGGUGACAAGUAUCUACUGCAGUGGACUUUGCAUAAGAUGAUGUCAAAGGAACGUGGAAAUUAUAUGAAUUUAAUCAUGACAAUUAUCUGGUAAUGUCUGGUUAUCAAAUGUUUUUCCAAUGUGGUCAGGGGAUACACUAAAGGCAUAUAUUAUGUAUAUCAAAAAAUCUUUUUCAAAGUUCGUCUUAAGCAAAGUCUCUUGAACUUUAAAAUAUAUUAACUGGUUUUGUGACCUAUUAUUCUAACUUAUUCAAUUGAUUUUGGGUCUCAUGCAAGUUGCUCUUUUCUCUAGUCAGCUGCACAUUUUGCUGAGCUGAGCAGUACACUUGGGAAGUAGUGGCAGUGGCCCCUCUGCUGACAUUCAUAUCUAUACACAGCCCUGUGUCUUUUCCAUCUUCCAGUUCUGUCCAUUUUAUUGAAAAAAAUGUUUUUUUCUGAGUGCACCACCACACAAAAGAAGAGAUGACGGUGUGUUGAUAAUAAUAUAUGUUAAGCUCUGUUUUCUGGACCUACUUCAGUUUUGACACAGUUCAGGUUUUUAAAAAAAUAUAGUGCUCUGACAGGUUUACUUAAGUAACUCAAUGUGGAGGUUUGAAAUGUCUCAUGCUACUCAGGGACAGUCUCAAAGAUAUUCUCUACUAAUGUAGAAAGAUUUUACAAGAGGUGCGAAGAUGCUGAAAAACUACACUAUGCAUUACUUGGGGGGGGGGGGAUUACUGUUUUUGUGUCCAAGGCAAGUCGCUUAAAGGCAGCUGUUUUUUUUUUUCAUAUAUGUUCUUAUUCAUAAUAUUUUCCUGCAUGCUUUUAGUUUUUAAUCACUCUUGUCUGUAAUUUAGUGAAUUGCAUGCAUGUCUGUACAUAUUUCUGUCGCAAAUUUCCUUUCUCCACUACUGUCUUGUAUGGGUGAUGGUGGAUUUCUGUUGAUUUUUUUUUUUCCUGGUUAUUUUGCAUUAGAAGUAACUAUUUCAUGCAAGGUGCCUUUCAUUUCUUUACAGAACUGUUUUUCUCUUUGCUUUCUCUUCUUUUCUACUUCUAUUCUGUUAUUCUUGCCUAUUUUGGGAGAUAGGGUGGGUUUAAUUCUGUAAGUCUUUGGGAGUGGGGGGGGGGGGGGGGGCGCAGUAUUUUUUAGUACCAGCAAAUGACGAAUGGGACAUUGGGGGUAUUUAAAGACCGAAAAAGUAAGAUUUUGCCUUACUGGAUAUCAUGUUGAUAUUUUCUAUAAUGGCUUACUCGACUGAUGUUCUCAAAGCCAUGUUUUAUUUUUAGUAAUUGCCUGCAGUAAUUUUCAGUAUGGUAAAUGUGGAAGUCCAUUUUGUGUGUUGAUAUAAUACCUUCAUGUUUGCAUGUCAACUUGGAAUAAAGCACAUUCAAAAUGA
This is a messenger RNA of Aplysia californica (California sea hare), 5942 nucleotides long. RefSeq names its product MOB kinase activator 1B. Gene Ontology annotation, molecular function: protein kinase activator activity. The coding region runs from base 228 to 878 and encodes 216 amino acids. The record is from RefSeq and is a predicted model, not a curated record. The transcript is spliced from 4 exons. Gene Ontology annotation, biological process: positive regulation of protein phosphorylation; hippo signaling. Gene Ontology annotation, cellular component: cytoplasm; nucleus. Lineage: Eukaryota; Metazoa; Mollusca; Gastropoda; Aplysiida; Aplysiidae.